AUGGCAUCAUCGGAAUUGUGUCCCAGCCCUCGGCAUGAUAUUUGGAAACACUUUUAUGAUGCUGCACCACAAACAACAGAGGAAGGAGGAUCGAUAAGCAGGCUUGACAUUUUUUGGACGUUAUUUCAUUGCUGUGACCCUUUCUUAAAACAAAUUAUUGUUAGAAAACUAUAUAUUUGCAACUUGGCUGUGCCCUUUCUAUCCAAAGAUUACAGAUCAAAUUUAGUUAAGGCCUUCAUCUGGCCUCUGCGUCAUUUAAGUUUGUCUUUUGAUGAAUCAUCAACGUUUAGUGAGCAUGCUUUUGACAUUUCAACUCAUGUGGUCGCGUUUGGACGUCUUGGUAGACCCACGUUGUCCAAAUCAUGUAUAUUAAAUGAAAUUCUCUCCGACGAAAAAACAAAAACAAAAUUUCCUGUAUUCUAUGAUACUCAUGCGAGUCACAACAUGAAACGAGGUCUAGAAACGGCCCACAUAUGCGAUUCAUUUAUAUAUUUAACGGAAGAUACAGAACAGAUAAACCUACCUUCACUGGAAAAAAUAACGAACCCAUACGCUGAUUUGGUCAUUCAGGGACAAGUUCAUCUAGAGCUAAUUGACAGCGAUAAAUUUUAUAUGCCAACCCUUUGGAUUAGAAAUGUUCUUGCUUCGAUCAAUGCUAAACUAAUCAAUUCGAAGCUGAUUACAGUGUCUGUUUUGGGAUUACAAAGCUCGGGCAAAUCAACUUUGUUGAAUACCAUGUUUGGUGUACAUUUUUCCGUCAGUUCAGGUCGAUGUACAAGAGGAAUUUAUGCACAGUUGUUGCCAGUGAGGUGUAAGUUUACAGGAAUCUCUCCCUUUAAUUAUUUAAUGGUUGUUGAUUCGGAAGGUCUAAGGUCAUCAGACCUUUUAACUGUAUUAUACAGUUACAACCGUGAUAACGAAAUGGCUACUUUUGUUACUGGAUUAGGAAAUAUUUCAAUCAUGAAUAUCAUGGGAGAGCAUAUUUCCGAUCUGAAAGACAUUUUACAGAUAGUUAUUAAUGCUCUGCUACGCCUGUAUGAAGCAAAUAAUGCUCUUCCAAAAGAUCAAAGAUGCUUUCUUGUGCACCACAAUGUGUCAGAACACGCAAGGUUCGUGGAAUGUUUAGACGUUGUAACUGAAGAGGCUGCAAUCCAAGAAGGUUCUUUAUCAAAACGUUUCACUGAUGUCAUUCAAUUUGAUCACGAUUCAAGCGUACAAUAUAUACCCUGCCUUUGGCAAGGGGUUUAUCACUUAAAGCAUGUUAACACUGAGUAUAGCUCCGCUAUUAUCAAGUUAAAACAUUGUCUUAUGAACUCGGCAAUGAAUAUUGACUCAGGCAAAUCAUUUACUGAUUUUGGAAUACAAGCAGUUGAUUUAUGGAAAGGAGUUAUUUCAGAAAAUUUUGUGUUUUCCUUCCGGAACAGGUUGGAAAUUAAAGCAUACUGCACGAUAUUUGAACAAAUAAACAGAGCGCUGUGGCGUGAGGAGAUGUCUGUUAGAAAAAAAGUACUGACUUGUUCUCAAGGCAGCCUUUCACAAUGUAAAUUAGAAACAAAUGUAGAAGACGAAAGGAAUAAACUGAGAUAUGAAACUUCCAAUGCGAUUGAACAAUUUACAGAGUCAGCAUUAACCAUGUGCGAAAAAUUUUUGGCCACUAAGCUUGCAAAAACAUUACGCAAAAAGGGGAAUGGAAUUGAUCGAAAAACCAUUGAUAGUUCAUUUAAUAAGAUAUGGAAAAGGUAUAAAAAUGAAAAUGUUUGCGACAAAAUUGACUUUCACGAAUUAACAAAGCUACAUGUGCUUGAAAAAUUCAAAAAUGAUAUUAAAAUUCUCCAGAAAGUGAUCAAGCAUACAACAGAACCAACUACAUUAAGAAAUAGUUUUGCCUCAAGUCCUUUUUGUCGCACCGAUAUAAACACUGACGAACCAAAUGAAGCUAAACAGAUAAUACUUUUUCAAGAAUUAGAAGUAAAUGUUAACUGUUUUUUACAGAAAGUGGAAGAAAUGAUCCAAGACAUUUGUACUGAAACAAAAGAACUACUCACAGUAGACUUUAUGUCGUUUUUGCAAAAUGUAUGUGAUUUGUUUCAAGAAUUGACCUCAAAAGUUCGAAAUAUAACUUUGAAAAAAAUAUUUCACAUUAAAUUGGACGUGCAUAUUUUAAACUUUGCUUCUUGUGCGUUUAAAAACCACAAUGAAUUUUAUGAUAACCAAUUCGGUAUGACUGCACAUAUGAACCGGUAUAAAAGCGAGUUGUAUAUUCUUUUUCAAGAAGAUGUAGUUAACCGGACAGCAGAACAUAGGGCAGCCGAAUUGUUCUGUUUGGGAGUUUGUAACUCAUUUAAAAAAAAUGUAUCCGGUCAUCUCCGUUUGAAAACUGAAGAACAUCUGAAAGGCAGUCUACCGUUUACAAAGCAUAAUCUAAUAAAAGCCAUAUGCACAACUUUGGCAAACAAUAACAAACUCGACCAAUUCGUCGAAUAUUUAAGAAAUCCAAAACUGUUUGCGAAAGGUUGGAUGAAGCAUCAAUGUGAGGACAACCUAAACAUAUCAAAACUUGCCAUAGAACAAGCUCGACAUGAAGUGCUGCACAUGACUUCAGCGGUUGAAAAUGGUGUAAAGCUAUGCUGCGCAAAAUUUAAAGAAAUGCAGUCGGUAAAUAUGUCAGAAUGGUCCUCAAUGAUAAUGACUUAUCUGCAACAUUCCGGUACAAGUCUUGAUCAUGUUGACUUUCAAACCUUUUGUAAUCUUCGAUAUAUUCAAGACAUCGAAUUCUUUACUAAUAUUGUGUUGGGACAAAACGACGAGGAAGGCCUAUUGAAACAUAAGACAUCAUUAGUCUUGAUUGAAAUCGAAGAAAUGUUCUCAAAAGUGAACAUUUCAUAUUCAAAAAUAUUGAAUGAAAUGUGGGGUUGUAACGAGCAAUGUCCAUUUUGUCUGGAACCAUGUGCAAAAUCAGAAGAACACGGCAGUUCCCCUCAUUAUUGCAUUCAACAUCGACCAAAUGGCUGUGUAGGCUUAAGAUUCGUGUCCGAUGAAAAAAUAUCCAAAGAGACAUGCAAUGCAUCUAUUGCACUUAAUUUUCAAUACAUGUGUUCAGUUAUCAAAAAUGCAUGUGGCUGCAAGAAACAAGUUGGUCAUCCUUAUAGAGAAUAUAAGCAGCAUUUUCCGAAGUGGGAAAUAAGUCCAUCUUCAAACAGUUUAGAAUGUGCCAAAUUUUGGCUUUGGUUUGUCGGAAGUCAUAAGGACGAAUUGGCAAAGUAUUAUGGUUAUGAUGUAUCUGAAGUACCUACCUCGUGGGGAACAAUUAAAAAGUCUGCAGCAAUCCGAAGUUUAUCAGAUAUAUAUUGAAGGAACAAUGAGUAUUGCAUAAAUUAUGUAAUACAACUUGGGGGUCAAAUGCAAGUACCAAUAAAGGUUAUUACUAAUAUAUUCUGAAUACACUGUAACACAACAAAAUGAUACUGCAACACUCUUUGAAUGGGAAAGAAAUCGUUUUAAUUAUUUAAUUGCUGAAAACACCUGUAAAUAAUCAUAGAAAGGUUUUUAGACCUAAUUACUUUUGUCUAUAUAAAAAUAAUAACUCUAUCACACAAACGCGUUCAUUUUUAACCAUUUUUACGUAAUUAUUUAUUUUUAUUUUUAUAAAAAUAAAAAUUUGGCAUGUCACGUCUUCCAGAAUUAAUAAAGGUACACUUUUUGAAGUACACGCUUUUAUAUAAGUAUUUUGUAGAUCAUGACAAGCAUUUCUGUAUGUAUUAUCCAAGGUCAAGGUUGUAAUGUCCAUAAAAUGAUGUAAAAAUAUAACUGAAUCAAACGUAUUCUGAGAUAAUCAUUGAAAAAUGUGUACUUUUUAACUUACAUAUGUCGACAUAAUGAAAUGUUCUUCAACAGAUGUUUUUUUCUUCUUCACUAUUAUAAAAUUAUGUGAGAAUAAGUUUCAAAGAACACACACAAAAAGUGUAUUUACAUUAGCUGCCGUUUUCAUUUACAAUUAAGAGUAGUUCUUACAAAAUUUACUAAGCUAAAUUGAGUGUAAAAAAAUGGUCGACGUAACAACAAUUGGAAUGCCAAAAACACUGGGUAAAACUAUAUCAAAAUAUGUAUUUAUAUAAAACUGUAUUGAUUCUGAUGAAUAAUGCACCAGAUAAAGGUGAACUGAGAAGUUAUUCUUUUACAUUUGAAAUAAGCAGUUUUAAAUUGAUAUUUAAUUGGCACAUGAAUUCAAAGUAAUCUUCUUUCUCGAUAACAUGUUAUUUGCUUUGUUGUUUUAUCUGCUUUGUUGUUUUAUCUGCUUCUUUCAUUUCUCUAUCGCCGUUUUCCAUUGCAACAUUUUAUUUGUAUAUUUGUCUGCGUUUUUUCCCGUAUUAGGCGGGGCUUAAAAGUCAAUACUCAUUUGUGUACAAAGCUUAUUAUAAUAUUUUACAGUCAUUUAUCAAAUUAUUGCAACAAAAGGUUUGAGUUUGUGUGUUUUUGUGGACGUUAAAAACAUAUUUUGAAAUAUAGAAUUGUUUACAUUUACCAUUUUCAAUGUUCGUCGUUAUGACUAAGAAAUCAUUUUUAAAGGUUUAUUUUGCAUUUAGAUUGUGAAAUGUGUAUUGAAUACCUUUUGCAUCUACAUUAUCUGUCAGUGUAUAAACAAACAGUAUUUUUCAAUUGUUUUGUUAUGAUGUUUGAAAGAUAUUUGUAUAUUUCAUGUUAUCAAUAUUUUUUUCUAUUGUAAUAAGACUGAUCUCUUAUAUAGUUUAGCAUUGUGUUUUUAAAUAUGUGCUAAAUUGUUUAAACACAUGAAUGUUAACGCAUUUAUUUCAACCAUCAUCACCAGGCUAGGAAAGUUCGAGUACUAACAGAUCUGAACUUAACAGUCAUCAAAUAUAUCAUAGAUUAUAUGUUAAAUGCGUCAUUUUAAAACAUUUCAUUUAAGAAGAAUUUUGUUCCCGUAAGUGUCCAUUGUACUUGACAACACUAAAAUGAAUUACAAACCAGACUUUGUUUUGAUGAGGUCUUAGUAGAACCUAAAAAAUAUCUACUUAAAUAAUUUACGGUUUACAUUUUUGAAGGAGCUAUUUUUGUUAAUUUCAUCAGAAAAAAAAUCUUGAGUUCUAACAAUUAAAUCGAUAGAAAUAGCACAUCGUUUUAUUCAAUGCAAAAUCGUUUGCAUUUAAGUACGCAGUAAUGUAGACUGUCAUGUCGAAAUUUAAUCAAAUUGGUCUGAAACCAGUGCAUUUUAUUGAGAAGGCCAUUAUUUCAAAAGUUUCCCCGCCAAACCGAACACCCCAUUCAGCAAGUAACUACCGUAAACAUAAAAUCAAUUUAUCUUGUCUGUUUUUUGAGGAAAAAUGUCAGGGUACUGCCAUAGCCUUAGUGUCGUUACAAAAAUGUCCAAGAUAUUUUCAUUAGAUUUAACAAUCAUGUUACCAGCAACAAUACGCAAAUGUGUUUGAAGACCCAUAACUCUGGCUUUAAUGAUAGUCGAGUAAAGUCCUUGAUUGACAGAGAAAAAGCAGACUUGCGUUGGUAUCCGUUUGAAGUGCUCUUGUUCCAAACUAAUAUAAGAAAAUGCAUCGAAAGAUGAGUUUUCUAACAUGUAAUUACUCCUCGCAAAUUAAUAGGCAUUAUUUAACAAAUGCGUGGUGUUAUUAAAUUGGUAGAAAAUGUGUAUCAGUGUUUAAAGCGAACACCCAGUUUUCACAGGCCCGAUCAAACCUACCAAACGGUUAAUCUUUAGUGGAUUGAACACAUUGCCUCAUUGUAGUUUAUAUAGUUUACUUUUAUACGUUUACAAUACGAUUUCAAAUGAAAUGUUUGAAUGAUUAACAUAUUUGUGUUUCUGUAUGUGCUAUGUUAAGUGUGAAUGAGAGAAAUUGUUCCAAAAAAAGUGUUUAAUCUAUACAUAGAGUUACUUGAAGUGAUACGUUUAUAAAAUGAAAACUAAUUUUUUCUUUGUUGUGUAAAUGUAACGCAAUUUAACAACUGUUUUACUGGUUUAGAUGUUGUCAAAGAUUGGCAGAUUAAAUGGAAAAUUAAAUUGAAACUUCCACCUUUGACUUGUCAGUCUACACAAAAUAAACACCUCUUUUAAUUGGAAAUCUAGCCAUUGGUUUGGGCAAUACUAUCAAGCAAUAUCUAAACGUAAUUGUAAUGACGUCGAAA
Mya arenaria is the source of this 6153-nucleotide messenger RNA. Its product is annotated as interferon-induced very large GTPase 1-like. Bases 1 to 3351 code for a protein of 1116 amino acids. The record is from RefSeq and is a predicted model, not a curated record. NCBI's taxonomy places the organism in Eukaryota, Metazoa, Mollusca, Bivalvia, Myida, Myidae. The transcript has 5 exons. Gene Ontology annotation, molecular function: GTP binding.